This is a messenger RNA of Opisthorchis viverrini, 576 nucleotides long. RefSeq lists its product as hypothetical. The coding region runs from base 1 to 576 and encodes 191 amino acids. The record is from RefSeq and is a predicted model, not a curated record. Lineage: Eukaryota; Metazoa; Platyhelminthes; Trematoda; Opisthorchiida; Opisthorchiidae. The transcript has 6 exons.
AUGAAAGAGACGAAGAUGAUUUCGUGUGACCCAUCGGCUCCGAAAAGACUUCAACGACCAAAUGAACGCUCCCCACGAAGAAGAAAAUGCGCCUCACAGAAAGACAUAUCCGUGGUUUCCCAAGCCGCGCGAAGGACGAUCAUAGAGGUAGGAAUGGAUGGCCAAGAAAAUCAGGGCGCGGAUCUCAAUUCCGCUGAUACUCGUGCUUACCUGGAUAAGACGGUUGUCCCCAUAUUGCUUCAGGGACUCACUAUGCUUGUAAAGGAGAGGUAUUCAAAUAAAUCAGGGUUGUACGGCGAUGAAGCAUCAGUAGUGAACAAGGCCAGUGGCGAGAUGGACCAAGUGGCUUGGGCGACCUGGCAGUAUCCCAGCCCUCGUGUAGCGUGGCAGCUAAUCACCGAAAGGGUGCUACAGCUGACGACUAUUUUAGGGCCAGUGGCGAAUGACUAUUCAGCUACGGAAAUACCCGAAGACGAUCUCGGACUUCGGGACGUGCGAAAGCAUAUUGAGGGCUCUCCAAAAGCUUCCAUACACAGCGCGGUGUCCGCCAAAGGUACCCACUCCGUUUCUAUGUGA